Messenger RNA from Caenorhabditis remanei, 1743 nucleotides. RefSeq lists its product as uncharacterized. The transcript has 7 exons. Gene Ontology annotation, molecular function: protein binding; DNA-binding transcription factor activity, RNA polymerase II-specific; RNA polymerase II cis-regulatory region sequence-specific DNA binding. The coding region runs from base 1 to 1743 and encodes 580 amino acids. Gene Ontology annotation, biological process: regulation of transcription by RNA polymerase II; anatomical structure morphogenesis; cell differentiation. NCBI's taxonomy places the organism in Eukaryota, Metazoa, Nematoda, Chromadorea, Rhabditida, Rhabditidae. The record is from RefSeq and is a predicted model, not a curated record.
AUGACUGAGGAAACGGUUGAACUGCUACCGGAGCAUGUCGAAAAUGCGGAGAUUGUUCCACCACCGCCACCCACUCUACUGACCCUGCCGGAUGUUACGUUGUUACAUACGCUGAACUUUUGCGACUAUCUUUCAUUGCAAUCCCUCCGAAAAACAUGCAAGUUUUUCCGAGCUCUCGUAGAUGAAUCGUUACUGGAUUCCAAGAUUACCGAUCUCUCUGUAAUUGUGCAAAGACGGAACGUUGUGCUUAUGCUUACAACAAAAACUUCUCCAGUUCUCUUUAUCUCCUUUCAUCAACGAGCAGACGGAUGUUAUGUUGGUGGAGAUAGAGGUGAAAAAAAACUUCCGGAUAACUCAUAUUAUCUCGACGCUUUUUUCAUUGAUCUUGAAAUCUUGAUAAGACAUGGCAAAAGCAUUCUCGAGAAAUUUGUGGUAUUUAUGCAUGAUGAUCAAAUCCGAGCAGAAUUUUGCGAGAGAUUUCAUUUAAUGAUGAUGGAAAAGCCACAAUUGAAAACGAAGUAUUUGCAUAUUAAUGGAGUAGAUGCUGCUCCUGUCCUCUCUCUUCUGCCACAUGUUGACCCUGAAUACCUCACGUUUAUGGAUAUUACUGGAACUGCAGCUAGGCCAGAUUUCAGUGGCAUUUUGGCGUUGGAUCAUUGGCAAAAAGUAGCUAGAGUGCAUUUAACGAGAUGUGUCAUUCCUAACGUUUUUCAAGAUAUUGGUCAUUUGGAGGUGUUCAAAACUCAGUUGCAGACUGUGAUGACAGCCACCGAUAUAAGACUACUGAAAGAUAUGUUUCUGCUUCCUAACACCAAUCUCAAAGAAGUCGGCCUCUGCUUCGAUACUCGAGACAACGAUGAAGCGAUGACUGCGGAACUGGGGGAAAUACUUGUCAUUGAUCCAGAACCGGUGUUCGUAAAAUCUAGAACAUGGUACUUCAAGAGAGCUCAAAAAAUUGUUGCAGUCACAAUUGAUGUCCGAGAUGCUAGACUCAAAAUAUGCGAUAAUUCUAAUAAUAUAGAUUAUCGUAUGGAGUUCCCGGCACUUACCAUCCAGAUGCCGCAGGCCGAAGAUCUCACAGAUUCCAGUACCACGACAACACCGGUCUCACUAGAUAGGAGUCAGCGGCCACCACAUUCUUACAAGGAACUCAUCAUCGAGGCAAUCGAAAAGAGUCCACAGAAGCAGCUGAUGCUCAAGGAGAUUUAUGCGGUAAUCGCCCUCCUCUACCCCUAUUACCGUACCCGUGCCGACCAAUGGGGAUGGCAAAACUCGAUCCGUCACAAUCUCAGUCUCCACGAUUGUUUCGAAAAAGUCCCACUCCGCCAUCACGACACUACUCUCCACGGACCAAACAACUCUGGCCACUACUGGCGUGUGGUUAAUGUUCCGAUUGAGAAGCAGAAUCUGAGAAAGAGGGUCCGUAAGCAACAAAUGCAGCCGAGACUGGUGUCAAGAGGAAAUAGCUCGCGGAGCGUCGACGCGUCACCAAGUCCAGCGUCGAUCAGCCCGACUAGUGGGGUGCCAACGCCAAGCCCACUAUUUGAGUAUCUCAAUGGGUUGACUGCUUCGAACCCUCUCCAAAACUCUAUCGCCACUCAAGUCAACGGACUCCCCAACUUGCUCUCAACGGCGGCUCCACUCCAACUAAACCCAAUUUUGGCCACCCUCCUGUCCAGUAUCCAAAUUCUUGCAGCACAAAACCAAAAUGCGCAGACCGACACUCCAGCUUUCCAAUUUUAA